Messenger RNA from Ilyonectria robusta, 3357 nucleotides. RefSeq names its product cytochrome P450. NCBI's taxonomy places the organism in Eukaryota, Fungi, Ascomycota, Sordariomycetes, Hypocreales, Nectriaceae. The record is from RefSeq and is a predicted model, not a curated record. The coding region runs from base 41 to 3259 and encodes 1072 amino acids. The transcript is spliced from 6 exons. Gene Ontology annotation, cellular component: cytosol. Gene Ontology annotation, molecular function: iron ion binding; FMN binding; flavin adenine dinucleotide binding.
CGGAUUCGUGACAAGCCGUGAAGUGGCAAUCUCAGAAACCAUGGCGGAGAUGCAAGCAACCGUUGACAUUCCAGAGCCCAAGGGCCUGCCAUUUAUCGGCAACAUUACUACCAUCGACCCUGAAUUCCCUCUUGGGUCGAUGACGUCGCUUGCCGAUCAAUUUGGCGAGAUCUAUCGUUUGCGGUUCCCGGACAGGACCGUUGUUAUCGUCUCCAACCAGGCUUUGGUAAAUGAGACGUGUAACGAGAAGCGUUUUAAAAAAUCAGUCAACUCGGCGCUGAAUCAAAUCAGAGCGGGUGUCCACGAUGGAUUAUUCACAGCAAGAAUGGGAGAGGAGAAUUGGGGUAUCGCACAUCGAGUCCUUAUGCCAGCUUUUGGGCCUCUGUCGAUCCGUGGAAUGUACGAUGAGAUGCACGACAUUGCGUCGCAGCUCGCUCUCAAAUGGGCACGAUAUGGACCCGACAAUGCAAUUGCCGUGACCGACGACUUUACCCGAUUGACGCUGGAUACGCUAGCACUAUGCUCCAUGGGAUAUCGGUUCAACAGCUACUACUCCCCAGUACUUCACCCAUUUAUCGAAGCGAUGGGUGAUUUCCUCACUGAAGCGGGUGAGAAGCCACGUCGCCUACCCCUGCCCGCCAUCGUCUACCGGGCAAGAGACGACAAACUUAUGAGCGAUAUCGAGGUCAUGAGAACCACCGCAAAGGAUGUGCUAGAGGCACGCAAGGCAGAGAACAGCAGCGAGAGAAAGGAUCUCUUGGACGCGAUGUUGCAGGGCGUCGACUCGAAAACAGGAAAAAAGAUGAACGACGAGAGCAUCAUGGACAACCUAAUCACCUUUUUGAUAGCUGGACACGAGACAACUUCUGGUUUGCUCUCCUUUGUUUUCUACCAACUUCUCAAGCACCCAGAGGCCUAUCAAAAAGCACAGCAGGAGGUAGAUGAUGUGGUCGGAAAGGGCGUCAUCGAGGUCGGACACCUCUCGAAGCUGCCGUACAUCAACGGCGUUCUGCGCGAAACCCUCCGAAUCAAUGCCACCAUCCCCCUGUUCACUGUUGAGGCAUUUGAAGACACUGUUCUGGCUGGCAAGUACCCCGUCAAAGCCGGUGAGACCAUUGUCAACCUGCUCGCAAAAUCACAACUAGACCCUGCGGUAUUCGGCGACGAUGCGAACGAAUUCAAGCCAGUGCGCAUGUUUGACGAGAACUUUGAACGACUGAACCGCGAGUUCCCCAACUCGUGGAAGCCCUUUGGCAACGGCAUGCGCGGCUGCAUUGGCCGUCCAUUCGCUUGGCAAGAAGCAUUGCUUGUCAUGGUUAUGCUUCUCCAAAACUUCAACUUUGUUCUUGACCCAAACUAUGUCUUCGACGUCAAGCAGACUUUGACAAUCAAGCCAAAGGAUAUGCACAUGCGGGCCAUCUUGCGCGAUAACCUCACGCCUACCACCCUCGAGCGCCGCCUUGCCGGACUCUUGAAGGAGGAGACAAAGGAGAAAGCUGCCACCAACGGUUCGGUAGAUGACGGCCAGAGCGGUGUACCGAUGACGAUUCUCUAUGGCUCCAACAGUGGAACUUGCGAGUCUCUGGCACGUCGUAUCGCGACUGAUGCCGCAGCUCACGGAUUCCGCGCCACCAAGGUCGAUUGUCUGGACAGCGCAAAGGGCAACUUGCCUACGGACCAGCCAGUCGUCAUCAUCACCGCAUCAUACGAAGGACAACCUCCCGAUAACGCGGGACACUUCGUGGCUUGGAUCGAGCAAACAAAACAGGAGCAGAAGCCGCUCCAGGACGUCUCAUAUGCUGUCUUCGGCUGCGGUCAUAAGGACUGGGUUCAGACCUUCCAUCGCAUCCCCAAGCUGGUCGACAGCAAUCUUGAGGGUCUUGGCGCCACGAGGCUUGUCGAUAUCGGCCUCACCGAUGCUUCGUCUAGUCAAGUCUUCGAGGACUUUGAAGCUUGGGAGGAUAAGAGCUUGUGGCCUGCGCUGACAGCUCGAUACAAUGUGACGAGUCCCAGCGAGGGUAUCAAAAGCAGCGUGGACGUAACCGUAUCGAACCUGAGGGCUUUGACUCUGCGACAAGAUGUUACAGAGGCAAGGGUCAUCAGCACUCGCAGCCUGGCAAGUGACGACGACAAGAAGCCAACGAAGAAGCAUGUCGAGAUCCAGUUGCCAGAGGAUAUGACGUACACAGCCGGCGACUAUCUUGCCAUCCUGCCAAUCAACCCCCAGGAGAGCGUCCAUCGUGCCAUGCGACGAUUCAAGCUUCCAUGGGAUGCUCAUUUGGAGAUCAACACCAACGGUCCACUGGCUCUCCCGACGAAUACUUCGGUUCCAGCCAACGACAUUCUCAGCUCAUACGUCGAACUAUCGCAGCCUGCAACCAAGAGAAACCUGCUCACCAUCGCCGAAGCCGCCACAGAUGAGACUACCAAGGCUGCUAUCCGGCACCUUGCCAACGAUGCGUACGGAGAAGAGAUUAACGCCAAGCGAGUUUCGGUUCUUGAUAUUCUGGAACGAUACCCAUCUGUUGACCUUCCCAUUGGCGAAUUUCUGCUGAUGAUGCCUUCGAUGCGCAUUCGACAAUACUCCGUUUCUUCUUCACCCCUCUGGAACCAAUCCCACGUCACGCUAUCCUUCUCCGUCCUCAAUGAGCCCUCGCUCUCCGGCCAUGGCUCCCAUCAAGGCGUUGCCACUUCUUAUCUCAACUCACUCUCCGAAGGCGACACACUGCAUGUCGCCAUCCGCCCCUCCCAAGCAGCAUUCGGCCUCCCUUCAGACCCAGAGUCCACACCGAUAGUUUGUGUCGCAGCAGGCACUGGUCUGGCGCCUUUCCGUGGCUUCAUCCAGGAACGUGCAGCAAUGAUUGGCUCUGGACGCAAACUCGCACCAGCAAUCCUAUUCUUCGGUUGCCGAUCGCCGGAUGUGGACGAUCUUUACCGGGAAGAAUUGGACGAGUGGCAAAGACUCGGAGCUGUGGAUGUACGCCGAGCAUAUAGCCGUGCUUCGGAGAAAAGUGAAGGGUGCCGCCAUGUGCAAGAUCGUAUGUGGAAGGACCGCGAGGAUGUUAUUGACUUGUGGCAGAAAGGUGCUACUGUUUUUGUAUGCGGAUCGAGAGGUGUUGCCGAGUCGGCCAAGGAGUCCAUCAUCAAGAUUAAAAUUGAGAUGGAAAGCAGGAUAGAUGGCAAGACAGACCUGGAGGCUACCCAAAAGUGGUUUGAGUCUCUGAGGAAUAUCCGCUACGUAACGGAUGUUUUUGAUUAGAUUUGGAUGUUCUGGGACAAUUAUGGAGUACUGGGUCUGUAGCCAUCAGUUGAAAUGAAGUGGAGUUUUUAUUUUAUAGAGAUAUUACUAUGAACAAC